Molecule: messenger RNA, 525 nt
Organism: Psilocybe cubensis
Lineage: Eukaryota; Fungi; Basidiomycota; Agaricomycetes; Agaricales; Agrocybaceae
Exons: 7
Coding region: 1-525 (174 amino acids)
Source: RefSeq, a predicted model, not a curated record
AUGUCCAAAGAGAAAGAUUGGGCUGCUAGUCUUGGUGAGGCGAAACCAGUCCUCCGAUGCUAUGCAACGUUUGGGAAACUGUCGGAAGCUUCUACAGCAACCACAGCUACAGAACCAGUUGAAACGGCUGAAGCCGCUGCAACGCCAUCUGGAGACACUUUUAUUCCUUCCCGUCGUGUACGCACUGUUCCUGGAGGACCUCACACUGACAUUUUUGAUCAUGGUGACGAAGGGGAUGCCCUUUCUCAAGCACCUCCAAGAGCUCCUGAUGCUCGGCCCAUUGUAGUUGUGCCAGCUUCUGCCCCAGCUCAAGUGCCCGAUAAUCAGCAUGUUGGUCUGGAUUUCACCUCUGAGGUCAAGCCUAGUCGCCGUGUACGUGAAAACCCCGGUGGAACUAGCAGCUUGGCAAACUUCUGGGACUCUGAAGAGACUCCUGAAUUCAAACCCACUCGGCGUGUCAGAGAAGGCCCUGGAGGCCGCGAUAAUAUUAGCGAAGGCAUCUUGGCGUACCGGUUUACAAAGUAG